AUGUUGCAGCAAACGCAGGCGCAGCUCCUCGCCACAGCCGUGCAACAGUCUGCAAGUCAACAGACCAGCACCACUGGAGCCAAUAUCUCUGCCUCUGCGGCCACGCCCAUCACACUGUCUCAGCCCAUUCAGAUCGUGUCUUUGAGUUUGACUCCAGCACAGUUGAUGUUGCAGCAAACGCAGGCGCAGCUCCUCGCCACAGCCGUGCAACAGUCUGCAAGUCAACAGACCAGCACCACUGGAGCCAAUAUCUCUGCCUCUGCGGCCACGCCCAUCACACUGUCUCAGCCCAUUCAGAUCGCACAGAACAGUCUCAAUCUCUGUCUGUCUUUCAUCCUGCAGCAGCUGCAGCCGCAGGGUUUGAACCUGCAGCAGUUCGUGUGGGUUCAGCCAGGGCACUCCAUCAGUUCUCAGAUUCAGCCGCAGUUCAUCAUAUCACCGUCACCUCAGGGUCAGACAGGUCUCCUGCAAGCUCAAAAUCUCCUGACUCAACUACGUCAAAGCCAAGCUAACCUCCUGCCAACUCAGACCAGCAUCACCCUCACCACACAGGCGGCCACACCGACGAGCAAGAUUGGAGCCAUGCCGGCUCCAGCGGCGGCCACUCCAAAGUGCAUGGACGCGCCGUGUGUCCUCGAGGAGCUUGAGCAGUUCGCAAAGAACCUCAAACAGAGACGCAUCAAGCUGGGCUUCACUCAGGGUGACGUGGGGUUGGCGAUGGGGAAACUCUAUGGGAACGACUUCAGCCAGACCACCAUUUCCAGAUUUGAGGCCUUGAACCUGAGCUUCAAGAACAUGAGCAAACUCAAACCUCUACUUGAGAAAUGGCUCAAUGAUGCAGAGAACAUGUGUGCUGAUUCUGUGGUGUCAAGUCCGAAUGAAAUGUCCCCGUGUCUCUGUGAGAGUCUGAACCGGCGGCGUAAGAAGCGGACAAGCAUUGAAACCAGCAUCCGUCUGGCCUUAGAGAAGAGCUUCCUGGAGCAGAGUCCAAAGCCGUCAUCAGAGGAGAUCACGCUGAUUGCGGAUCAGCUCAACAUGGAGAAGGAGGUGGUACGCAUUUGGUUCUGUAACCGCAGACAGAAGGAGAAGCGGAUCAAUCCUCCCAGCAGCGGUGGUGGAUCGCCUGGAUCAGCCAUCAAAACCAUCUACAGCAGCGCCACCACAGCGGUGUCCAGCGGCACAAACACACUGACGGUCAAUUCUGUGGUUUCUCUGAACAACAGCAGCAUCUCAAACCUCACACUCAGUGGUGAAGCUCUGGGUCAGGUGAUAUCUAACCCACCAUCUGUCAUCUCCAUGGCUCCUGCUGUGGCCACGGUUGCUCCUGCCGUGAUGUCACACUCGCUCAGCCCGUCCGCCACCACCGUAAAGCAGGAAGUGGCCGCUGCCGCGCAGCCAGUUUCCACUGCGACAACGGCCACACAGGGGGCAGGGCAGCUGCUGGUGGCAGGUACAGGACUGGGUGGUGCUAAUCUGACUGCUGUCACGGGCUUGAACCCAACAGUCAUAACGCCGUCACAGCUGACACAAGGUGGGGCGCUGUUGAGUUUGGCUCCUGCUCCGGGAAACGCUUUUGGUCCUGCACUGAUGAACAACAAUGCACUGGCCACCAUCCAGGCUCUGGCAACGGGAGGCGCUCUGCCUCUGACCUCCUUCGAUGGAAACACCGGCCUGCUAUUCGCCAACACCAGUUCAGGAAGCACUGCCCCCAGUCUGGUGACCACUCCCCUCUUCCUCAACCCGUCCAGCCUCUCUCUACUACCAGCCAAUCUGCUGUCAGCAGGCGGGGCUGGAGGCGGAGCUCUCAAUCUGCAGCUGGCCAGUGACAUGCAGCAGAGUACUGUUGCCAUGACAACCAAGAGCAUCGCCUUGGCCUCGAAGGCGCAGUGAGCGCAUACGCCUCCGUCCAAUCCUGUGCUAUUACCAAAAACACUUCUGAUGCGUGUAGUACUUCCUGCAACUGAAUGUCCUUGUUUGAUGUUCGAGGAAACGGUCAGGAUUGAACUUUAUUUUUCAAUCUAUUUAUUAAACUAAUGACUGACUGAUUCUUCAUGAGAGAUUAUUUCACAUAAGAGUUUAUAUUGACUUUCUACAAGGGUUUCUGUUUUUAUUUGCAGCUCUGCGAAACAGGCCGAUUGUAGAUGAUUUCAGAUUUAUAAUCAAAAGCAUUUCAGAACUUUUAUGUUGCAAGGUACUACAGCGCUGGGUGGAGGGUUCUAUCAGUGAAUUUUUAAACUAGUAUUCUAACUCGACAUCACUUUAUAAAUAUGGUUAGAAGGCUUUAAAAUAGUAAUAAUCCAUCACAGCGAGCGCUGAUCCUGUGAGAGAUGCAAAUGAACUCUGCUGUCACAUGUUUGUUUGAACAUUGAUUCUGUGAAUCAGCGGCAAUUUCCAACAGUCUGUGUGAGAAACAUAAAGAUGAAAAUAUCAGCACAUGUAGUUUGAACCCUUUCAGCUUCUUUCCUCUGAUCAUUUUCUUUAUUUAUACACAUGAAAAUAUUGAAACGAGGAGGCAGCAUUGAUCUGUUAAUAUCACUGGCAUUUCCGUUUUUGUCUCUUGCUGUAUAGAUUAUUAUAUUCUGUAUAUCAGUGAUUGUGUGCGAGCUGCUGCGCUUUACUUUCAUGUUUGUUGGCUUUAUUAUUUUGUGCAGGAAUGAAAAUGUGGAUGAAAACCAAAGAACCAUCAGCUUUGUGCUGCCCCUCUGUUUCUUUUCAUCCUUAGUCAAAAAACACACUAAAUACAAGGAUUAUAUAUAAAUAUAUGAAAAUUAGUUUUAUUUUUGUGGCUCCCAAAGCAAAAAUAUACUUAAGCGUGAAAACCAAAGAUUUUUCAUUUUCUCUUUGCCUUUCCCUUGAUUUUUUUUCUUUUUUUAAAUGUAUAGUUAAUUUUAAAUCAUGAACACAUUGUAGACUUUUUUUUUUAUCCAGAGAUUGAUUUUCUGGUGGAAUAUGAAUCAUGAGAUAAAUCGUCUCAUGAGUGUCUCGUGUCAUUCUCAUGAGCCGCUUCUGAGAGAUGAUUGUAAUUUCAGACUGUGUGUGAGAUUCUUUACAGAAUGUGUUUGAUACAGAAGGUCUGUUCACACACACACACACACACACACACAAGCGCAAACAGACACACUCUCUUACACACACUCUCGUUCCUCUACAGGUGUUCGUCGAUUAAUCAACUCUCACAGUUCAGUUGUUGCUGUUUGCCGUAGAAAUGAACCUUUCUGGAUUUGUGCUUUUGUCUGUAUUUUUCUUUGCUGUUCAUUAUCAGAUGAUGAGUUUGUCAUGUUGCUGUUGCUGCAGUUGUAGAUUUCAUUAAAUGUUUUUUUUUUCUCAGA
Messenger RNA from Sinocyclocheilus grahami, 3329 nucleotides. RefSeq names its product POU domain, class 2, transcription factor 1-like. NCBI's taxonomy places the organism in Eukaryota, Metazoa, Chordata, Actinopteri, Cypriniformes, Cyprinidae. Gene Ontology annotation, cellular component: nucleus. The transcript has 12 exons. The record is from RefSeq and is a predicted model, not a curated record. The coding region runs from base 1 to 1890 and encodes 629 amino acids. Gene Ontology annotation, biological process: regulation of transcription by RNA polymerase II. Gene Ontology annotation, molecular function: DNA-binding transcription factor activity, RNA polymerase II-specific; RNA polymerase II cis-regulatory region sequence-specific DNA binding.